Molecule: messenger RNA, 1698 nt
Organism: Haliotis rubra (blacklip abalone)
Lineage: Eukaryota; Metazoa; Mollusca; Gastropoda; Lepetellida; Haliotidae
Product: interaptin-like
Exons: 2
Coding region: 68-1402 (444 amino acids)
Source: RefSeq, a predicted model, not a curated record
GUCAUAAUGACUUGGUCGCUUGUGAAGUCAUAGAACCGUGCGGAGCUCAAAAGGAGCGCGCUUCGCAAUGUUCUGGUCCAGAAAAAUGCCAGAACCGGAUCCUUUGGAGGAUUCGGACACCGACAGCGUAGAAGAAGUUCAAAUAACUCGCUACCUUAACCAAGGCCUUCUGCAGGGCCUCCAACAAGCCAAGGCUUGCAAUGAUGUGAAGCUUGGUGUCAAACGUCAGACCGGAUAUUACCAUCUGAAGGAUCGCAAGCAUGCUGUGAUCACACCAAAGGUUGUUGCUUACGACGGCAAGCACUGGGACCUCACUGUCUCAAACAGACUUCAUAGGGCCACACCUCGCUUAACUGCUUAUGCUAUCGAGAGGGAGAUCGCUCGAGAACAGCUUCAACAAGUAAAAUCAGAAGAGUCUAGACAACAGGCAGCUUCUCGUGUCCUCCAAGGGCUCCACGCGGAAUUCCAGGACAGGAUUACACAAAGCCUGGUAUUAGAACAGGAGAUUCUGGAAAGGAUGAAGAACAAUCUUGCUGUUCUUAAGGACGAUGCUCACUGCGAGCUGAUGAGGAAACACAACAUUAAGCAUUUCGAUGAAGAAGCAGAAAUAGAGCGAGAGAGACAGGUCGCCAUGGUUGAGAUCUUUAAUGGCUGCAUGAAAUCCCCUAAUAUGUCUCGCAGCGUAGAGAACAUGUUGGGCGGGAUUGCUGAAUCCAAUCACCGUAAGAGCAUUGUCCAGCAGGAUCUAACCGAGGCCUUUGCACGUUAUAACGAGGAGGAAGUUGAGGCAGAUUCCGAAUAUAAGGACGCCAUGAUGGAGAUGAUGGACGAAUCUCUAAACACACUGCGGCAGAUGUUUAAUAAGAACAACACCAAGAGACUGGAAGAAGAUGAACGAAGGCAGAGGUUAGUUGACUUGAAAAAACAAAGCAAAGAUCCCAACUUCCGCCGACAGAGGAAAGAAUUUGAUGGCGUGAUGAAUGACCUCCACAAUGCAUUCGAUAACCUGAAACAGCAAGAGAUGACAGCGAGCUCGGAGUUUGAGACUCUUAUGUCGGACAGGAAGGAGUGUGUUCUUCAGGAACUGAGACGCGGCUACGCAGCCCGUUGGGUGGACAAAAUAUCCGCCAGGGAGAAGGCGAGGCGGAUCCAAGAGGAGGAGAACCUUUUACUCCAGAAAGACCCAUACCGGGAUCAAUUGCUGAAGGUUGUGUCAAGAGUCCAGAGGCAGAUGAUCCUCCAGAAGUUUGCUGGCCGCUGGAUUAACCUGGCUGGAGCGCGCAAGAUCGAGGAAGAGAUAGAUGACCUUGAAGGCAUUGAGAACGACCGCGAUAAGAAGUUGAAAGCAACUAGAAUACGAGCGCGUCGUCCGUCUUGUGUUGUGAGCGGCAUUGGUGAUUGACUCUUAAAACAGUCCUUGUUAAUUCGCAACAAUGCCCUUGUUGGAAAAUCAAAAGCAUUUUCUUUCAUCCAUGAUUUGAUUCACUUUUGUAAACAACUUUCAUUUAUCCUUUUUUUUGAAACAUUGUGACCAUAGCUCUAACUACCCAAACCUUUUGCCAUUUAAGUAUAUUAUCAUUUGAAUUCAAAAUGUUUUUGCUAUUUUUCAGUCCGUAGGCUCACAUAACACUUGCUUUUGGCUUCAAAGAUUCAAGCUCGUGAUGCAUACUUCUGCGUUAAAUAAAUCUUUAUUAUGUU